CGCAACGUACCGAUGUGCGGCUCCAUUUUUCCUUGCGCCCCAACAACCUCAACGGCAGGCAACAGCGCAGGCCCAAGCCCAACCCGUCCGUCCAGAGCACUGAGAGGGGUCCACGACCUGACCUAGCCGUGUAAGCUCCCGUCCCCUAGCAGCAGUAGGCCUCUCCUCCUUCCAUCAGCCAGCGAUCCAGGUGGACACAUUCCCGUUACCUCUAGGUACAGAAGUUCGGAUCGAAUCAUAGUCCAGUCUCUGGGUGUAUAACGAAGUAUCAAACUGUAGUAGUACCAUACCAUACCUCUACUCACCAUACUUGGUAAUAAUCCCAACGGCUUACCGGGAAGAGGGGGAGCUUCACUAGGUACCUACCUUACCUCUAGCACACAACUCCUCUAGACUACACUAGAGCUUGACCGACCAAAGGCUUGGUUGGGUCCUGGUUGCCGCCAUCCAUUACCUACCUAUCCAGGCGACUCCCGCCAAGCUGCGCAAUCUGGCCCCAAUACCUCCUCGGUCUCUUCAGUCUCGUCAGUCUCCUCAUCCACCACUCAACACGUCCCGACUCCCCGAGAACGCCGGCAACAUGGAGGCGGCGUCUGCCCGCUAUGCCACGCGCGACCGGUGGGCCGAGAUGGGCCGCCCGGCCCCGUCCCAGCUUCAGCGCUUCAUCACGGCCGCCUGCAGUCCCGACAACUACGAACCCAACUUGGCCCUGAACCUCGAGAUCGCCGACUUGAUCAACUCCAAGAAGGGUUCCGCCCCUCGAGAGGCCGCCGUGGCCAUCGUCAACUACAUAAACAACCGCAACCCCAACGUUUCGCUGCUGGCCCUCAACCUGCUCGACAUCUGCGUCAAGAACUGCGGCUACCCCUUCCACCUCCAGAUCAGCACAAAGGAGUUUCUCAAUGAGCUGGUACGCCGCUUUCCCGAGCGGCCCCCGAUUCGCCCCACCCGUGUCCAGCUCAAGAUCCUCGAAGCCAUUGAGGAGUGGCGCUGUACGAUUUGCGAAACGAGCAGAUAUAAAGAGGACUUGGGCUUCAUCAGGGACAUGCACCGCUUGCUGAGCUACAAGGGGUACACCUUCCCGGAAGUCAGAAGGGAGGAUGCUGCUGUGCUUAACCCGAGUGAUAACCUAAAAUCUGUCGAGGAAAUGGAAGAGGAGGAACGCGAGGCGCAGUCCGCCAAGCUGCAGGAGCUUAUCCGUCGAGGUACUCCCGAGGACCUCCAGGAGGCUAAUCGACUCAUGAAGGUCAUGGCUGGCUAUGACACGAGAUCCAAGGUGGAUUACCGCGCCAAGGCGGCCGAGGACGUGGGCAAAAUCCAACAAAAAGCGAGACUUCUCGAGGAGCGGUUAGAAGCCUUUCAACCCGGCGACAAGAUCGUGGAUGGCGAUGUGUUUUCCGAGCUCGCAGCCGCCCUGUCUAGCGCCCAACCAAAGAUCCAGAAGAUGUGCGAGGAAGAAUCAGACGACCAUGAAGCAGUCGCAAAACUUCUCGAAAUCAACGACAGCAUACACCGAACUGUGGAGAGAUAUAGGUUGCUGAAGAAGGGCGAUAUAGAGGGUGCCAAGGCAUUGGCAAGUGGCGCGCCAGUUGCAAGCACAAGCAACGGCAGUGGAAGUGGUGCUGGCAAGAGUGCGGCGCAAGAGCUGUCGCUCAUUGAUUUUGAUGCUGAGCCAAGCGGGGGGGACUCGACCAGCCAGUCCGCACCCCAGGGAGGAAACAGCCUCGACAACGACUUGCUUGGCCUGUCGCUGGGUGAAACCAGCUCUUAUGGUCAAGGAGGUGGCAUUGCCCUCGGGUUCGGUGCCAAUACGAACAUUCCUGGACCGGCACUGCUCUCAUCCACCACGCAGAACAGCACCGCACGGGGCCCCUCCCCUCAACCUGGCCCAUCCUCUUUCAACAAUUUCAACUCAUUCGCAUCACCAGUUGCUUCUCAAUCAAGCACCCCCAAGCCUCCCGCGUAUACAGCAUCCGCUUUUUCCGCGCCAGCUGCGUCGUCAACAGCGUCCAACGACCCAUUUGCUGCUCUAGCCUCUCUCUCCUCUUCAUCUACCCCGGCGCCAGCGCCAGCACCAGCUGCUACCGGUAAUGACGAUGACGAGUGGUCUUUCUCCUCGGCACUGCCUCCUGAGGCGACACCCGCCCAGCCUAAGGAGCACAGAGCCGUUGUUUCUAACACUGCGCUCAAGGUCGACAUGGUGGCUGUCAGAUCUCUGUCCAAUGGCCCAUCUCCAGCCAUUUCUAUGCAAUUUGCUUUUAGCAACAACACAGCGCAACCCAUCACCGAGGUGCAUUUCCAGUUGGCUGUCACCAAGGGAUACGAAUUGCAACUUCAGCCUCAAACAGGACGGACUCUUACCCCCAAGCAGAGCCGGGGCAUUACCCAGUCAGUCAACGUAUGGUAUACGGCGGACAAGACCAGGAAGGUAGAGAGCGUGAAACUCAGGUGGAGGGUAUCAUACAAGGUUGGAGCGGAAGCAAAGGCCGAGAUGGGUGAGAUUCCCGAGUUCAGUGUGGCAUAAGCAGGAACUUUGGUAAGAACGAGGGCCACAAGAAUGAGAACAGGGUUGCGUGCAUGUUUACGUUCAAAAUUCAUUCAUAGUAGUACAGAGCCAAUUAAUAUGUAGUGAUCCGAUGACCGGCAAGAACAACAAGAAUAUCGCUGCGGUCGACUUUUCUGUUUACUGGGAGUUGUUCGGCUGGAUCAAAGAAAGGAGACGAAGGACAUAUUAGCCACAGGUAGCUUGUCUGUCCCUUUCGUUCGGUGGAUGGCUACCUACUUACUACCUCAUACUUCAUGCCUCUUUCCUCUGAUAUGCGACCGACAUAUUGCAGGCAACCUCAGUCACUUCA
This is a messenger RNA of Neurospora crassa OR74A, 2855 nucleotides long. RefSeq names its product ADP-ribosylation factor-binding protein GGA1. Gene Ontology annotation, cellular component: trans-Golgi network. The record is from RefSeq and is a predicted model, not a curated record. Lineage: Eukaryota; Fungi; Ascomycota; Sordariomycetes; Sordariales; Sordariaceae. Gene Ontology annotation, biological process: protein transport to vacuole involved in ubiquitin-dependent protein catabolic process via the multivesicular body sorting pathway; Golgi to endosome transport; Golgi to vacuole transport. The coding region runs from base 581 to 2524 and encodes 647 amino acids. The transcript has 4 exons. Gene Ontology annotation, molecular function: ubiquitin binding; phosphatidylinositol binding.